CCCGGUCAGUUGCAGUUACUUGCAAUACAGACUCUGCGCAGCAUUCAAGCGUUCAAGCAUCGCUAUACGUUUUCGCCCAAAGCAUUUCAUUCGGAUCUGCAGGAUUCAAACCACAGCAGUUCAUUUGUAACCGAAAUGGACCCCAUAGUAUGACAACUUUCAUUUGACUUGAUUUGUUUUUUUCAUUGUCAUAUUUGAUAUCUAUUUUUCUUCAUCCGAUAUCAUUGAUUUUUCUUAAUUUUUCUACUCUCAUCCACAAUUCAUUGGCAGCCAGUUUUGCUCACGAACACCCAGCUCUAAAGGGAAUAUUGUAUCUCGAGCCGAUCUCUCUCUUUCUGUCGUUCCUGCUGCUAUUCGAGAGGAGCUCGCGCACUUUGGAUUGGUACCUUGACUGGUUUCCCAAGAACCGGAACAAACGGGGGAUUUAUUCUUUGCUUUGCGCUUGUGGAAGUGGACAACGGCGGUGACAGGGUCGCCGUUCCGUUGUGAGGAAUGUACCCUGUGCUCAGGUCGGCUCGCUGAGGGAGAAUAUUAACGCGCUAUCGUUUUCUUCUCUCUGAAUGAAAGACUGCUUUUGCACCUUUGGUUUUGUAUUCCCGAGGUGCUUGAAUAAAGGGACUAACUCGGCAGCAGGAAAUCAUCCUGGAGAUGCACUACAUUUGAUUGGUUUUACGCAUUCACUAUUUCGUCCCUUUUUUUCUUCUUCCAUUUUCAGAUCGUGAUAUUUAGAGUUUAAUUGCCUCAGUCAUUCUCUUGGGCGUUUCACGUCUCUCUUUUUUUGGACAUAUAAUUUCGGAUCGGAUUGUGAUCCUCCCGAAAGACAGUAAUAAUGGGGGACUCGAUGUGGAGAUAUUAUUUAGGAGUUUGGUUUAUUGCGUGCAAGGUGAUCUUGACCAGGGCGAUCAUUAUGGACGCCAUAUAUUGGAACACAACAAAUACAAAAUUCGUGCCAGGACAGGGCUUGGUGUUGUACCCUCAGAUAGGGGAUAAGUUGGACAUAGUGUGCCCACGUGUGGACGCAGUAGCCGAUGGGGUGGAGUAUUACAAGAUCCACAUGGUUCCCAGGGAGCAGCUGGAGAGCUGCAUCAUCACCAAGGCCGACACGCCGCUGCUCAACUGUGUGAAGCCCGAUCAGGACGUCAAGUUCACC
Salvelinus fontinalis (brook trout) is the source of this 1150-nucleotide messenger RNA. RefSeq names its product ephrin-B2a-like. The transcript is spliced from 2 exons. Gene Ontology annotation, cellular component: plasma membrane. Gene Ontology annotation, biological process: ephrin receptor signaling pathway; axon guidance; blood vessel morphogenesis. Lineage: Eukaryota; Metazoa; Chordata; Actinopteri; Salmoniformes; Salmonidae. The annotation marks the transcript as partial. The record is from RefSeq and is a predicted model, not a curated record. Gene Ontology annotation, molecular function: ephrin receptor binding.